AUUUUAUUUUCAGAGGUAACAUGGCGCCUUUUAGAUCUCAUUACGAUUCAUUUCUGUUCAUGAGAAAUAAUUCUAUUCAACGACGACGGUUUGCGAACGAGCAGGACGGAUUAUUUUCUGACGAUGCAAGAGUAAGUUUACUAAGAAGAGAUGCAACGGAUCCUGAGGUUCCUGAUCCCGUUGCUCCGGCCUGGGCAGGACGGGUUGAGGGAUUAAACUAUCAGAUCUCAAGGGUUGAGAAAAAGGUUGAAGAACUUGAUGUUCUCCAUAAAACCCAUCUCUCCCGACCCAACCUGGAUGAUGAGGACGGAGAAGAAAGAAAUAUUCAGAAACUAACUCAGGAAGCUACAACGAUGUUUACUGGUUGUCAGCGUCAGUUAAAGCAGCUGCAGGAGAUGAGUAGAAGAGCAGGAGGGAAGGAGGGAAUCAUUGUCAGAAAUAUUGUUAUUAAUCUAGUCAACAGAUUGCAAGAAAUUACAGGAAAAUUUCGAGUUAGCCAAGGAGAUUAUCUUAGAAGAAUAAAAGCGAGAGAGGAAAGAUCAGAGCAAUAUUUUUCCUCUUUUCAAGGAGAGGACGAUGACGGUUUAUUGAUGGACGAACCUGCCCGUGUACCUUGGUCAAAACAGGACUUUAUUCAGUUUGAAGAAAAUAACAAAUUUUUGAGAAAGCGUGAGGCUGAAAUUACUCAUAUAGUUGAAUCAAUACAGGAUUUAAAUACAGUAUUCAAGGAACUGGCACAGAUGGUGUCCGAACAGGGUGAGAUCGUAGACAGGAUAGAUUACAAUAUAGAGUCAGCUGGGUUCAAGGUGGAACAGGGUCUUAAACAAUUACAGAAAGCAGAGAAAUAUCAGAGUAAAAACCGAAAGAUGAAAUGUAUUCUCCUUCUGACUGGUGUAUUCAUCUUCCUCGUUCUUAUUCUCAUCAUAUCUAAAUCUUAGACAAACUUGCUUUUUUAUUAAUUGAUUGAUUGAUUACCUCAAUUUUGAUAUUGUUAAUAUUAUUUAAUUAGAUUUUACUUAGUUUUUUUGUUGCCUUAUGCUAAUUAUCGAAGUUUAUUAAAACAAGGUCUUGAAAUUAUUGUUGAAUUAAACAUGUUGGAAAAAAGACGAUGAUUUCACAACUUUUUUUAAAUGAAUUAGUAUAUUAUUAGUUCUACACUUUUCAUAAAACUUUAAUUCUUUUAAAGGCCCAGUUUAAAAUUAGCAUAAUAUAAAAUUGUCUGUCCAAUAGGUUAUAGUUCAGAAUAGAACCCGGCUGAAAAGAUAUUAAAAAAAAUAUUUAGAAUGUUUCGUUGUUGAUUUUAUACCUGUCCCGAGAUUUUAAAAGUAGAAACAUAAAAGAUUUUACGAAAAUAACAAUCAUCAGCUUCUGAAGACUCAAGCCUUAAAGAGGGUAAAACCCAAGAGGGUUGGUUCUUACUAAACUCAAGGCCAUCCAAAACCCGGGUCUUUACUUGAGCUUUACUUGGGUCUAAGCAGACGCAAAGACCGGGUUUUAGUCGGGUUUAAGCUUUUAAAAUCUCAUCUCUGGAUACCAUGUACUUGGUAUAAGCAGUAAUUAAUCGCUAUUCUGAAAGUGCAUUGUUGUCCCAACAACAACUUUGCCAAAUAAAUUUUCUAACCUUUGA
This is a messenger RNA of Eurytemora carolleeae, 1627 nucleotides long. RefSeq names its product syntaxin-16 (gene Syx16). Gene Ontology annotation, cellular component: endomembrane system; membrane; SNARE complex. Bases 21 to 938 code for a protein of 305 amino acids. Gene Ontology annotation, molecular function: SNAP receptor activity; SNARE binding. Lineage: Eukaryota; Metazoa; Arthropoda; Copepoda; Calanoida; Temoridae. The record is from RefSeq and is a predicted model, not a curated record. The transcript is spliced from 10 exons. Gene Ontology annotation, biological process: vesicle fusion; intracellular protein transport; vesicle-mediated transport.